ACGUUUGUGUCCUGUUUUCUGACGGAGACGAGCACGACACUUCAAAACACCGGUCACCGUACGGAAAGUUAUUUAACAAGCUAGCGGAGAAAACAGAUCUUCAAGAAACUUCAGUGAUUGUUCAUCACAUUAGAAACUUUUACAUCGCAUGAAGUUUGUUUGUAGGUCGUUAUAAACGUUAGAAGUUCACUGUAUGUAUCUUCCGCGAUGCACCAGGCGCGUGAAAGACGAAAGUAAACGAAAGUAACUGUACGUCCAGAAGGAUUUAUUGACGUUAUCUAAAGAUUUUGAAGAAGAAAACAUGUUCCCUCUCGACUCUCCGUGGAAUAUCUCUUUCGCCGGCUGUGGUUUUCUGGGUAUUUAUCACAUCGGAGUGGCCAGCUGUCUGCAGGAGCACGCGCCGUUUCUGGUGGUCAACGCGCGUCACAUUUAUGGCGCGUCCGCGGGCGCGCUCACGGCCACUGCGUUGGUCAGCGGCGCGUGUCUGGGAGAGGCAGGUGCAGGCAUCAUAGACGUGGCUAAAGAAGCCCGAAAGCGCUUCCUGGGCCCCAUGCACCCCUCCUUCAAUCUAGUGAAGAUCAUGCGGACUGUGAUGCACCGUGUGCUGCCUCCCGACAGCUACAGCCGUGCCACCGGUCGCCUGGGCAUCUCUCUGACCCGCGUGACCGACGGAGAAAACGUGCUGGUGACACACUUCAACAGCAAUGAGGAACUCGUGCAAGCGUGUGUAUGCAGUGCUUACAUCCCCGUGUACUGUGGCCUGAUACCUCCAACCCUGCAGGGAGUGCGGUACGUGGACGGUGGCAUCAGUGAUAAUUUGCCUCAGUACGAGCUGAAGAACACCAUCACGGUGUCUCCGUUCUCAGGAGAAAGUGACAUCUGCCCUCGAGACAUCAGCUCCACCAACAUCCAUGAGCUGCGCUUCACCAACACCUCCAUCCAGUUCACCCUGGCCAACCUCUACAGAGUCUCCAGAGCGCUGUUCCCACCGGACCCGCUGGUGAUGAAGAACAUGUGCAAGCAGGGAUACAGAGACGCUUUACACUUCCUGAAGAAGAACGGUCUGUUACAGCAUCGAGGUCCACACCGUAUGCUGGCCGUAGCUGGUGGAGAGGCCGAGGAAGAGUCCGACGGCGAGGAUGAGGAAGAGUCAGAGGACAGAGAAACACUGGAUCUCUCCAGCAUCGAGGACCACAUCUUUGAACACUUGCCUCCUAGAGUACAUAAAGCGCUGGUGGAGGCCUGUAGGGAGAGGCGGAGUCUGCUGCGGUCGCUGAGUAACAUGCUGCCCGUUAGAUUGGCAUCUGCCAUCCUGUUACCAUACACACUUCCUCUAGAAUCAGCUCUGUCACUGAGCAUGAGACUGCUGGAGUGGUUGCCAGAUAUUCAGGAGGACGUGGGCUGGAUGAAGGAGCAGACAGUGAAGCUGCUGCAUAGUGUUUUGUCAAACGCGGGGAGGAGUGUGUCACAGCAGGUGUCUGCACGCUUUUCAUAUCAGCUGGAGCUGAAACAUUCCCAGUCGGCCCCGGCGAGCUUCAGUGCGGCGCGUCUGCUGCCGGGAUGGGUCUACGGGGGCAGCUCCACAGUCCUGGAUGCCAUGCUGCGAUUGGACCAGUACCAGCGCCAACUCCUGCCAGGCCUUUUCUGUGUCAAUCUGGACCUCCGAGGGUCUUUCACCACCAGUUCGGCUCACCCCAGUGCCUCCAGCUCCCUGAGCCACCAAGACGCAAUGGAGGGGCUCACCAUGCGUCCCAUUGGAGCCCCGAACACCAGCCUGCUCCCUUAACCACGGGCCGGACAGACCAUUAUAUCCCACAAUGCACUGUGAUGAUGCACAGGAACUUUGAGGUGAACAUUUCAGUGCCUGAUGGUCAGCAGACAGAAAACAAAUGCUUUGCAAAUCUUUGUGAGAAGUCUGUCUCUCAGUUGAAAAGAAGGUUGAGAAAUGCAAUAAGAAAACACAGCAUAAGAAUGUAUUUAAAAGAUGUGCUGUACUUCAUUAAAUGUUCUUGGUUCAAGACAUUUUAAGCCUUUUUGGCAUCGACUGAAAAAGAAAAAAUGAUAUGUUUUGAUAAUGAUAAGCCUCUUAAGUGCCAUCUGAAAUUUUCUUCUAAAAUUAUCAUUUUAUCAGGCUCCUAUGUUUAGGUUCAGUAAUUGUACACUAAUGGCAAUGCAUAGGCACUUUUCUGUACGAUUAAAGUGCAAUGUUAUAAAGUGUGUAUUUAUCUCUUUUGCAUGACAUGCAAGGAAAUCAGAAAGGAAUUUUUAUUAAGAUGGGUCAAAAUCCACUUUCACGUGAAUCAUAUGCCAGUAAUAUUACACAACCAGAAGUUCAUCCACCUAGAAAACAGGUCUCUCCUCAAAAACAUCCUUUAAAGCUUAAGUAAUCAACUUUUUUAUGAAUAAUUCAUGUAAGUGCAUUAAGAAAAAUACAAGCUUCAACAAUUGAGCUAAAUCUGUAUUGAACCAAGAACAUUCCACAAAGACGGAUCAGAAAGAAAGUGAAUUUCCCUCAGAAUGUCCUUGAAUGUGUCUUGUGUGUCAUCAGUAUUUGUGUUUUGAAGGCACCUCAGCAUAGUUUCAAACCUGAGAAAGUAAAGUGAUCUGAGGCUGUUUCUGAAGGUUCAUGCAUGUAGACUGAUUCAAAGCAAACCAUGUGACCAUUUGCCCUGGCAAUGCAACAUCAAUGCUGCUACUCUACUCUACUGUCAUGUGCUUAUGUCUAAAGCAUAUUUACUGCUACUUUUUGUACUUGUUGUAAAUGCACCCUCUUGUUUUUUUUUUCUUCUUGUUUGAAAUGGUUGCCAGAGACAGAUUAAGGUUAGUGCUGGACUAAACUAAUCUGUUAAUCUUUUGUAAAUGCUUCAAAAUCUGGGAUUUGGCUUUAAGUGUGAGCCAGACAGUAAAAGACACCUCCUAAUCUGCAUUUCUGCUCAGUUACAGUAUUCUAAUGUGAAUGUUUAACAGACCUAAUAAAGUUUUGACUUAGAAUUCAA
This is a messenger RNA of Carassius auratus (goldfish), 2996 nucleotides long. RefSeq names its product patatin-like phospholipase domain-containing protein 2. Gene Ontology annotation, molecular function: triacylglycerol lipase activity. NCBI's taxonomy places the organism in Eukaryota, Metazoa, Chordata, Actinopteri, Cypriniformes, Cyprinidae. The record is from RefSeq and is a predicted model, not a curated record. The coding region runs from base 302 to 1786 and encodes 494 amino acids. Gene Ontology annotation, cellular component: cytoplasm; membrane; lipid droplet. Gene Ontology annotation, biological process: triglyceride catabolic process; lipid homeostasis; positive regulation of triglyceride catabolic process. The transcript is spliced from 9 exons.